UGGUUUUUGUCUCUAAACUGCGGAAACAGGUUGAAUGAUCCCAAAAAGCAGCAGCAGCAGCAGCAUUGGACCUAGCAGAACCUAGACAAGCACAGACAACAAUACUGUCCACAUCGUCCACAGUCUGAGGAGAUGGGGGACAAAGCGGGGACCAGAGUCUUUAAAAAGUCCAGCCCCAACUGCAAGCUUACAGUUUAUCUCGGGAAGCGAGACUUUGUUGAUCACUUAAACCACGUAGAUCCAGUAGACGGAGUGCUCCUUGUAGACCCAGAGUAUCUGAAAGAUCGAAAAGUGUUUAUAACUCUGGCAUGUGCAUUUCGUUAUGGUCGGGAGGACCUGGAUGUUCUGGGCCUUUCCUUCCGGAAGGAUCUGUAUGUUUGCACCAUCCAGGUCUUCCCUCCUACACAGGAGGAAAAGAGGCCUCUUAGCCACCUGCAAGAGAGGCUGUUAAAGAAGCUGGGUCAGCAUGCCCACCCCUUCACCUUCACUAUCCCCCAGAACCUACCUUGCUCAGUGACCCUCCAGCCAGGCCCAGAAGACACUGGGAAGGCGUGUGGUGUGGACUAUGAACUUCGAGCGUUCUGUGCCAAGACUGCAGAGGAGAAGAUUCACCAAAGCUGCUGUGUCUGUAGGAACUCUGUGCACCUGGUGAUCAGGAAGGUUCAGUAUGCCCCAGAGAAGCCAGGUCCACAGCCAAUGGUGGAGACCAGUCGCAGCUUCCUGAUGUCUGAUAGAGCUCUGCACCUCGAGGUCUCACUGGAUAAGGAGCUGUACUACCAUGGUGAGCCCAUCAGUGUCAAUGUCCAGGUCACCAACAACUCCACCAAGACUGUCAAGAGGGUGAAGAUAUCAGUUCGUCAGUAUGCUGACAUCUGUCUGUUCUCCACGGCUCAGUAUAAGUGUCCGGUUGCCCAGGUUGAAGCAGAUCACCAGGUUUCUUCCAGCUCCACCUCAUGCCAGGUCUACACUCUGACCCCCACUCUGGGUACCAACAGGGAAAAGAGAGGCCUGGCCCUGGAUGGAAAGCUAAAGCAUGAGGACACCAAUCUGGCAUCCAGCACCAUAGUAAAAGAAGGGACCAACAAGGAGAUGAUGGGCAUCCUGGUUUCCUAUAGAGUCAAGGUCAAACUGGUGGUGUCUCUGGGAGGGGAUGUAGCAGUGGAGCUCCCCUUUGUCCUGAUGCACCCCAAACCUGCAGGCCAACCCAGCUCCCAGCCACAGACAACUGCUACACACGCUGAUGCUCCUGUAGAUACAAACCUCAUAGACUUUGAUGUGGGGUCUUCCUCUCAUAUUGAUGACUUUGUGUUUGAAGACUUUGCUCGCUUGCGGUUAACGGGAAUGAAGGAUGAGGACGACCCAGUCUUUUAGCUCAUCUUUCUCCUGCAGGGUUACUUGUCAGAGCAAAAUGUUCCAGGCAACUCAACCCCAUAACCCAAGAAGAAGAAGAAGAUGAUGAAGAUAAGCAGGCAUAACCUCCUGAGUCUUGCCAUAUGCUUUUAACUGUACCAUGUAUUGUGUAAGAUGUAUGUGUAAGAUGUAUCUCUUGUUAGAAUCUUAGUGUAAUGUAAUGGUCAGUGAAUCAGGUAACUACAGUGUACAUUUUUCUGGAGUUCAGCUAACUGAGGUUACAGUAAGAUGUUUUUGGUGGAAGUGUUAAUUGACUUCUGCUGAUAUCAGUAUUCCCCGUAAUCCAGGAUUUAUAUUUUUAUCUAUCAGGAUUGAUUGCUCUUAACGUCUUUCUAAUAAAAUAAAUCAAAGGUAUUUUUAUAUUUAGAACAGUACAAGUUAGACGGCGACAGUAUCUGUUUUUACUUUUUGUUAGUUAUUAUUAGUUCUGUAAUUGUUGUUUCGUUUUGGUUAAUCAAUGUCUGAAAUUGUGUGUGAGGCACAUCAACCAUCCCAUCAGACACACUCAUUUUAAAUGUCUGUUGCACAGCCAACAGUAGUUUGGAUCUAGGUCUAACCUUCUUUAGUGUAUCUAUACAAAAUACACUAUUAUUCAGUGACAGCACUAUAGUCACAGAAAUGAUUCUUCUAUAUUUGAGGGUAAAAAUAGAAAAUCAUAUGUAAAAUGCUAUUACGUUUUAACAACAACAUGUUUCAUUAAAUUUGGUUAAAUUAAGAAUUUCUAACCAAGGUAUACAACUUGUCAGUCCUUUGGUGGACAAAUGAAUGGAAUGGACCUCAAACAUGUUUAUUAUUAUGUUUCUUGGUACUAAUUGACCAGUAAACAAACCCGUAGUGAUCUAUCUGCAAUAAGCUAAUUUAUCAUUUGGGCUCCACUCUGUUUUUCUCUAAUUCGGCUGUACUCUGGAAUUGGGACACUGUGAAGGCCCACAGACAAAAGGUUAGCUGGAGCACCAGAACCGCAUGGGUUAUUCUGUCUAUACUGAAUCAUUAUUUAAUAAUCAUCAUUUAACUAAUCUUAUUUCAGCUGAAGAGAAUACACUCUCAGCUGGGGUGAAGUGUGUCAGUGUUUGGUAGUGUUUCUAAACAGACGUUUGUGCUUUUGUAUCUAAGAUUCAUGAUUUGAGAAUAUGAAAAUGUCAAUGAGAUGUGAACUAUGUAAGAUUAAGCUACUACAGUUUUGUAAGAUUUAAAAUAUACUUAAAAUGCCACAUGGUUUCAUAAAGAUGGCAUAAUACAGUAAGAAAAAAUGAUUACAAGAUACUCAGAUACUAUGAUUUAUGUUGUUUUACUCAAUAAAGUGUACAAUCAACAGUCA
This is a messenger RNA of Larimichthys crocea (large yellow croaker), 2728 nucleotides long. It is a transcript of the gene arrb2b, whose product is annotated as arrestin, beta 2b. The record is from RefSeq and is a predicted model, not a curated record. Lineage: Eukaryota; Metazoa; Chordata; Actinopteri; Sciaenidae. The coding region runs from base 133 to 1371 and encodes 412 amino acids. Gene Ontology annotation, cellular component: cytoplasm. Gene Ontology annotation, molecular function: angiotensin receptor binding. The transcript has 14 exons. Gene Ontology annotation, biological process: signal transduction; G protein-coupled receptor internalization; positive regulation of ERK1 and ERK2 cascade.